This is a messenger RNA of Homarus americanus (American lobster), 1001 nucleotides long. RefSeq lists its product as uncharacterized. Bases 158 to 589 code for a protein of 143 amino acids. The record is from RefSeq and is a predicted model, not a curated record. NCBI's taxonomy places the organism in Eukaryota, Metazoa, Arthropoda, Malacostraca, Decapoda, Nephropidae. The transcript has 4 exons.
CGUCUAUACAGGUAAGACACGCAGAUCUCACCAGCACUGCCCUAACGUAGCCUAACCUAAACCUGAGUCUCUUAAACUCCUUAAAUUACAGACAAAAUAAAGACGAGAGAUACAAGGCCGCCAUUAGUGACAGUGUGUUAACCUGAACUUGACGACGAUGACUCUGAAGGCCGCUGUCUCCCUCCUGCUGGUGACCCUGUGUAUCAUUCACACAGGUUCUGCCUUCCAGUGUUAUCGGUGCACGGGCUACGACUCUUCACUGCCUGACAAUAAGAUCACGAACAACAAAGCCUGUACACCCGGAAACUUUGAUGGUUCAAAACUGUUAAACGUUUCGGGAUCCAGUGACUCCCCGUGUAUGGCCAUAACUGAAAGCUACAACAACAAGCAAAUGACAGUGCGAGACGGUGGCUCUUACUACUCCUACAAUACAAAGAAAGUAUCGACGGGGCAUAUUUACAGACUAAAUGGCUACAUUUGUGAUACAAAUCUCUGCAACAAAGAGGACCCAAGCAACGCCUCCUCCAUCCCCACCCUGCUGCUGCCUCUCCUGCCUCUCCUGGUCGUCCUUAUUCGCUCUGUGGCAUAACUUGGUCUCCUCUGUACAGGACCAGAAACAUUAUCAUUAAUCAGUUUAAAAGUGAGAUUCAACUUUCAACUUUUAAAGUAACUUGAUCGACCUGAAACAUGAUAGUUCAAGUGUCUAACAGGUCUAAACACCUUAAUUAAUAUUUAAAUUUACAGCCAUGUUUACAGAACCAGGUCAUCUAAGGUCAAAUAGGAAGAAUAUUUUUAUCUUAAGUAACCAUAAGAUUCAGUUAAUCCCGCUGUAAUUUGAUAUAAAGACAAUAUAAGUGUGCCGUAAGUGGCUGUCAGGUAGUCCACUGGGGAAAGUUAGUAAUAGUUGUGAUUGAUAAUGAUUUUUUGGGAUUUUAGGGUUGAUAAACUUUGUAAAUUCUUCAUGGUGAUGUUUUAUUGUGAAAAUAAACACUGAAAAAAUA